CGUCAGGAGUCCUCUUGAAACUAAUAUAAAGCUUUGGACAGAAGUCUUCUUGUGAAAAGGAAAAACUCCUUAUUACUUGAGGAGCACCAGAGAAGUUGACACAAUGGCAUCUCCAGCCCCUCUGUCCAAGGCCAACACCACCUUCUCUCUGGCUUUGCUCCAAAAGUUUGGAGAUGACGACAAGACGGCAAACAUCUUCUACUCCCCUUUCAGCAUCUCUUCAGCCCUGGCUAUGGUGAUGCUGGGGGCCAGAGGCAACACAGCCACCCAGAUGUCAGAGUGCCUGAAAACCAAGGAUUGUCAGGAUGAUGUCCAUGUUAGCUUUGCCCAACUGCUGAGCGAGCUCAACAAGGCUGAUGCUCCGUAUACCCUCAGUGUUGCCAACAGGCUGUACGGGGAGCGGUCCUUCCAGUUUGUUGAGGAUUUCUUAGAAAAAAACAAGAAUCACUACAACGCAGAGCUGGAGACUGUGGACUUCAAAGGUGGCUCAGAGGCCGCCAGACUCAAGAUCAACAGCUGGGUGCAGAAGCAGACUCAAGAUAAAAUUAAGGAUCUGUUGGCAGAGGGUGACGUGGACAGCCUGAGCAGGCUGGUGCUGGUUAAUGCCAUCUACUUCAAAAGUAACUGGAACGAGAAGUUUCAGCAGCAUGACACACAUGAUGCUCACUUUAGACUCAACAAGAAUGACACCAAGCCAGUGACGAUGAUGCACCAGACAGCAUUGUUCCCUUUCUCCAACAACCCUAAGGCCAACUGCAAGAUCCUAGAGAUGCCUUACAAAGGGAAGGAGCUUAGCAUGCUCAUCUUUUUACCCAAUGAGAUGGAGGACACCUUCGCAAGCAGCGACAUUAGCUUACCGACCUGUAGCUGGGCUAGAGCAAGCUGUUAA
This is a messenger RNA of Etheostoma spectabile (orangethroat darter), 889 nucleotides long. RefSeq names its product leukocyte elastase inhibitor-like. Gene Ontology annotation, molecular function: serine-type endopeptidase inhibitor activity. The transcript is spliced from 8 exons. The record is from RefSeq and is a predicted model, not a curated record. Lineage: Eukaryota; Metazoa; Chordata; Actinopteri; Perciformes; Percidae. Gene Ontology annotation, biological process: negative regulation of endopeptidase activity. Bases 104 to 889 code for a protein of 261 amino acids.